Molecule: messenger RNA, 1484 nt
Organism: Protobothrops mucrosquamatus (brown spotted pit viper)
Lineage: Eukaryota; Metazoa; Chordata; Lepidosauria; Squamata; Viperidae
Product: nebulette
Exons: 12
Coding region: 207-1451 (414 amino acids)
Biological process (GO): cardiac muscle thin filament assembly
Cellular component (GO): Z disc
Molecular function (GO): actin filament binding
Source: RefSeq, a predicted model, not a curated record
AAGAACAAAAAAUGAGAAUGAUUUUUCAGGAAUCUUCAAAGAAUGAAGAUGAGGAAAUGGUGGAGGAUGAAGAAGAGGAGGAUGUAAGAGUAGGUGGAUGUGAUCUAUUAUUUAAAGUGUGAAAAGAUUUAUUUUCUGAUUUGUACUUACUUUUGCAAAUACCUUUCCCCUAGGUAUUCUUUAAACCUGUCAUUGAGGAUAAAAACAUGGAACUUGCAAGAAAAUGCACAGAGAUAAUAAGUAAUGUCCAUUAUAAAGAAGAAUAUGAAAAAUCAAAAGGCAGGUGCACACUUGGGCCUGAUACUCCACAGCUGACACAUGUGAAAAAUAUAUCUGCUAUUAUUUCUGAUGCAAAGUACAAAGCAAAGGCUAAGAAAGAACUUUCUAACUCAUUCUACCAGCAAAUGCCUGCUACAAUUGAUAGUGUGUUUGCAAAAGAAAUCAUGAAUCUUCAGAGCAAGGUUCUUUACAAGAAAAAAUAUGAUGCUGAGAAAGGAACAUCGAAUUAUGCACAUAUGAAGGAACUUCCAGAUGUUAAGCAUGCCAUGGAAGUUAAUAAACACCAGAGUAAUGUGUCAUAUAAAAAAGAUCUCCAGGAUAUUCACAAAUAUACUGAAGUUUCCAAUAGACCAGAUAUAAUGAUGGCAACAAAGCUAACAAAGCUAAUAAGCAAUGCUGAAUAUACAAAAGGAAAACAAGAAAUGAGCAAAGAGCCAACUGUACUUGGAAGACCAGACUUUAACCAUGCUCAGAAAGUAUCCAAGUUGUUAAGUCAAGUUAAAUAUAAAGAACAGCAUAUUAAAGAAAUGAAGAAUAAUUGCUUUAAUCCUCUUGAAAGUGCUUUUUUCAAGCAAGCUCAACUGGCUUCUGUAUUGGCAAGUGAUGUAAAAUACAAAAAAGAAAGUCUGGACAGUCUUCAUGAACCAACAUCUGCAUUUCCAAACCUAUUACAAUUAGAGCAUGCAUUGAAUGCCAGCAAGAUCCAUAGUAAUUAUGAAUAUAAGAAAGUAUUUGAGAAAACUAAGGGACUCUAUCAUUUUGAAGUGGAUACUGCUGAACAGCUGCACCACAAAGAAAACGCAGUCCUGCAAAGUCAGGUUAAGUAUAAGGAGAGAUAUGAAAAAUCAAAAGGCAAGUCUAUGCUAGAAUUUAUGGACACACCAACAUACCAAGUUUCAAAGGAAGCUCAAAAGUUUCAAAGUGAGAAAAUGUAUAGAAAAGAAUUUGAAGAAAAAGUCAGAGGGAAAGCAGCCUUGGACUUAGACAAGACUCUAGAAUUCUUGCAUGUGAAACAUGUAACAGAUCUACUAAAAGAGAAAGAGUAUAGAAAAGAUUUGGAAGAAGGGAUAAAAGGAAAAGGACUGGCAGUACUUGAAGAUACUCCAGAUUUGAUCAGAGUGAAAAAUGCAACUCAGAUACUAAAUGAGGUAGGUACUGUUUGCAAAGCUUAGUAAAUGCCAUGGAACGUUUGCCCACACAAAGUA